AUAAGUCGCCAACAUGCCCGUCGCUCCCUCCUGCUGCAAGUGCGGAAGCAUGAUCGUCAUCAGCAACUCGUGCCCGUCCUGCGGCCACCACGAGUGCCGAACCUGCCUCUAAAUGAGCAACACUCGAGAUGUAGUAACAACGUCGAAAGGAUGAAUCGAAAAGUCUUCCAGCACGACGGUGCCUACGUUCUACCGAGAGAGACUCCGAGGCCCAAAGCGAAAAGGGGAAAACUUACACCACGCGCACCCACAUCAACCAGGCUGGCAAAUGGCCCCCACCACUACCACCCAAGCCGAUGA
This is a messenger RNA of Colletotrichum paranaense, 300 nucleotides long. RefSeq lists its product as uncharacterized. NCBI's taxonomy places the organism in Eukaryota, Fungi, Ascomycota, Sordariomycetes, Glomerellales, Glomerellaceae. The annotation marks the transcript as partial. The record is from RefSeq and is a predicted model, not a curated record. The transcript has a single exon.